Meloidogyne enterolobii is the source of this 451-nucleotide messenger RNA. The record is from the annotation of a GenBank genome assembly. Lineage: Eukaryota; Metazoa; Nematoda; Chromadorea; Rhabditida; Meloidogynidae.
UUAAUUUUAGAUUUUGCUAACUGUUGUUGUUGAUCCCACUUGCUGGGAGGACCUGCGCACUUUUGAAGAUGUUGUCUACCCAACAUUUUUAGAAGCUGCAAAGGCUCGAGGACUGAUGGCUGAUGAUAUUAUUUGGAGAAGAACAAUUCAAGAAGCUUUUGAUUCUAAUAAGCGCAUACAACAGCGCAUUCGAUGGCUUGCCAUGUUCUUUGGAUCAACUAAUUUGACAAACCCGACUGCUUUGCUUGAUUAUGUUAUUCAGUUGCCGGAGGAUUGGCUUUAUGGGACACGUGUUGCGCAACUUGAUUUUGAAGCUCGCCGAGAUUAUGUUUUGUGUAAUAUGGAAUGGUUUUUGAGAGCUAAUGGAAUAAGACCCGAUGAAAUUGAAAGGGAGGAUGGUACAUUUGAAACGGCGUGUGAGAGGAUUCGGUUUUUUUCUAACUCAUUUUGA